Bradysia coprophila is the source of this 4045-nucleotide messenger RNA. RefSeq names its product Tripeptidyl-peptidase II (gene TppII). The record is from RefSeq and is a predicted model, not a curated record. Gene Ontology annotation, molecular function: tripeptidyl-peptidase activity; serine-type endopeptidase activity. Lineage: Eukaryota; Metazoa; Arthropoda; Insecta; Diptera; Sciaridae. Gene Ontology annotation, cellular component: cytosol. Gene Ontology annotation, biological process: proteolysis.
AUGUCAAACAUAAAUUGAACAGUUGUGUAGUCAAAAAUUGUGUUCUUACGAUCAUGGAUGUUGUUGUGGAUAAGAAAUUUCCUUCUGAAAAUUUGGUACCGAAAAAUGAGACGGGUGUCCUCAAUUUUCUGAAAAAGUACCCAACUUACAAUGGUGAAGGAGUUACCAUUGCCAUAUUUGAUUCGGGAGUCGAUCCAAAGUCUACCGGAUUGCAGACCACACCUGACGGAAAACCAAAAGUGAUCGAACGUUUCGAUUGUUCGGGUAGUGGUGAUGUCGACAUAUCAAAGAAAAUAACAGCGUCCACGGAUGGAACGAUUUUGGGUUUAUCGGGUAGAACGCUGAAGAUCUCGAAACGGAUGAAAGCAGAGAAUGUGGCUGGUGAUGAUUACCGUAUCGGCAUCAAGAGUGUGUACGAUUUGUAUCCGUCGAAAAUAAAGGAGAAAGUGCUGAACGACAUGAAGUUGAACGAAUGGGAUGAACCGCACAAGAAGGCGAUUGUCGACGUUGCACGCAAUAUCGAGGAAUUCAAUGCAUCGAACAGCAUCAAUUCAAGUAAAACUGAUAAAAAAUGCAACACUCUGUCUCAAGCGGACAAAUUGAAGAAGGAGGAUUUGGAGGCGGCCCAAGAGUAUCUGGUAACGUUCGACAAGAAAUUUGAAUGCGUCCGAACUAGUUUCGAUUGUAUCGUUUAUGCAAGCAAAGACGGAUGGGUGGCAGUGAUUGAUGUGAAUGAAAAUGGUGAUCUGGAUAAUGCGCUGUACUUGCGUGAAUAUACCAAAUACCAUGACGUUCAAAGCAUCAAUAAUUAUCUGUCGAUUACGAUGAAUGUUUUUGACGACGGCAAUGUCCUUGAAUUGGUCGGUAUGUGUUCCGGUCACGGUACUCAUGUGUCAGCAAUAGCGUCCGCGAACCACGGGAACGAUUUGGAUGGCGUUGCACCGGGAGCAAAAAUUGUAUCGUGCACGAUCGGCGACAAUCGAUUGGGCUCAAUGGAAACGGGAGCAGCAAUCAUACGAGCCAUGAUUAAAGUGAUGGAAUUAUGUCGGGAUGGUCGCCGUGUGCAUGUCAUAAAUAUGAGCUAUGGAGAGCACGCGGCGUGGUCGAAUUCCGGUCGAGUUGGGGAGCUCAUGACCGAAGUGGUGAACAAAUAUGGCGUUGUUUGGGUCGCAGCAGCCGGAAAUCAUGGUCCUGCGUUGAGUACUAUCGGAACGCCACCAGACAUCGUUCAACCGUGUCUAGUUGGCGUUGGCGCCUAUGUCAGUCCGGAGAUGAUGGAAGCAGAAUACACUUUACGUCAAAAACUGCCACCUAAUGUGUACACUUGGACGUCUCGUGAUCCGUGCGUCGACGGUGGACAAGGAGUAACCGUCUGCGCACCGGGAGCUGCAAUCGCAUCCGUUCCCGAGUAUACAUUAGCCAAACAGCAGUUGAUGAAUGGCACUUCAAUGGCGUCUCCUCAUGUAGCAGGUGCAGUUGCACUUCUGUUAUCUGGUUUGAUUCAUCGAAACCUAUCCUACUCACCGUACAGUGUUAAGAGAGCUCUAUGGGAUUCGGCAACGUAUUUGAGUCAUGUGGAUCCAUUUGCUCAGGGUAAUGGACUGUUGAAUGUGGAAAAAUCGUUCGAGCAUCUCGUACAAUUUGCUGAAGCGCCGGACAGAGAUGUGAGAUUUGCUGUUUCGGUUGGUACGAACCACGCUAAAGGCAUACAUUUACGCCACGCUGAAACCGUUUCAAAAGACAAUUUAGUGGUGGUGGAACCGGUUUUCCUGAACGAUAAGGAAAUUGACCCAAAACUAAAAAUCAAUUUCAAUCUAAGACUGACUAUGGUGUCGACUAAGCCAUGGGUGCAAACGCCACAGUUUCUAGAUCUUUGCUAUUCAUCGCGAUCAUUUUCGGUUAAAGUUGAUCCUACCGCCUUGCCCAUUGGUGUUCAUAGUGCAGCUGUAAAGGCUUACGACAUAACAAAUAUCGCUAAGGGAGUUCUGUUCGAGGUGCCAGUCACUGUCGUCGUGCCGCAUGUAAUCGAUGUGAAGAAAACUCGUUCGAUCAAAUUCAACACAACCACUUUCAACGCAAAUACAAUUGUACGGAAAUUUGUCAAUGUUCCACUGGGUGCAACAUGGGCGGCAUUGGAGAUGCAAACAACGGAAACAACCACGUCCAAUCAGCCUGCAAAAUUUUUCGUUCAUACGCUGCAAUUGCUUCCGAUGAAAUUCUGUAAGCACAUGGAAACGCAAAAACUGUACUCCGUUUCGACUGAGAAUCCCACCGUUCAUCUGUUCAAGUGUGAGGGCGAUAAUGUGCUUGAAGUGUGCAUAGCAAAGUAUUGGUCGAAUGCUGGCGAAACAGAUCUAAAUUUUAAGAUCGAAUUCCAUGGAAUCAAGUCGAACGGCUUACAUACAAUGCACAGUGCGAAUGGCAUUCACCGCAUCGACUUGACAACACUGACAACGGAAGAUGUUCAACCAUCGAUACAACUAAAAUCAGCCGUUAUGGUACUGAAACCGACCGAAUCCAAAAUUUUACCACUAACCACCAGAGACGUUAUACCACCGGAACGACAGAUCUACCAGAAUUUGCUCACGUACAAUUUCCAUCUGACUAAAAUGCAGGAACUGGCACUGCACACUCCAUUGUUAAACGAUGUCCUCUACGAAUCUGAAUUUGAAUCACAAUUCUGGAUGGUAUUCGAUGCCAAUAAAAUGCUAACGGCUUGUGGUGAUGCAUAUUCGAUGGGAACGUAUCAUAAAUUGGAAAAAGGGGACUAUGUGGUGCGUCUGCAAAUUAGACACGAGAAAAAGGAGUUGCUGGAAAAAGUUAGUGAAGCUGUAAUGGUAGCUGCAUUUAAAUUACCCGCUUCGAUCACAUUGGAUACGUAUACCAACUAUAAGAGUGCUGUCACAGCCGGUAAAAAGUGUGGUACGUUGCAGAUAAGCCAUGGUGCGAGGCCGAUUUAUGUCGCUCCGUUGGCUAAUGAAAAAUUAACCAAAGGAGGUAUCCCGAAUCAAUGCUCGUGGCUGGAAGGAACGAUAACAUUUGCCAAAGAUGAAUCGGCUCGAAAAGCUGACUCGUACGUGUUUAAGUACAUCCUCACCGAGGGUCCACCGAUCAAAAAAGCCAACGGUACGCCAAAAGAAAAUAAAAACAAACUUGACGAGUUCAAGGAGGGUCUACGAGACUAUCAGCUCGGAAUGAUACCGAAAUUAGAUCUACCCAAAGCCGAAGAAGUGUACAAGAGUGUUAUCGACAUGUUUCCGAACUAUCUUCCGGCCCACGUAUCGUUUUGCCAGAAAUUGGAUCCGGCCGAAAUUAAAAAUCAAUUGCCUUUCACCUAUAAGAAGUCGUUUGCGUUGACCGUCGACGAGCUCGAUGCAACGAAGGAUACCUUAAAGCGGAUUAUUGAACUCUGUGAUAUGGUGAUUGGUGAAACUGAUUCCAAUGCAUUGCUGGCGUACUAUGGACUAAAAACCGACACUCGUCCGGAUGCUGCCAAAAUCAAAACGAACAUGGACAAACAAAAAUUCACUCUGCUCGAAGCGUACGUUAAAAAAUCCGUAGCAUUGUCGAAACUGCAAUUGAUUGAAACAUUCCAGAGCGCAGAUGAAAGCACCAACCACUCAUUAGAUGAACUCAACAAUAUUUAUACGGAAGUCGGAAAAUUUAUAGACUAUUACGAUGCGAAGGUGCAACUCAUCACACUUUGGCACGGUUUCAUGAACCAGCAAUACGGUCGCAUGUUGAAGGUUUUGCAGAAAAUGUACGAAGAUAAAAUUCAGAAAGAUGUUUUGGAAGAGUUACAGAAUGUGGUGACGGAAAAGAAAUGGGGUCAUAUCAAUAGAGCCUUGCAGAAAAUUGUUCUAAUGACCAAUCCACCAGGGUACCGCUUAUUUUAGGCUAAAGAUCAGUAGAAAAUACGAAAAAUUUAGGUAAAAUAUUUUGAAAUAGAUUUUUCGGUUGCCUCUCAUUUUGUUUGGCUGGUUUUUGCUAUUAUAAAAAUUGCAUAUGAGUGACACAACGAUUGAUCCUCAUCAAACUAAAAUUG